Messenger RNA from Blastomyces dermatitidis ER-3, 723 nucleotides. RefSeq lists its product as uncharacterized. The record is from RefSeq and is a predicted model, not a curated record. The transcript has 2 exons. Lineage: Eukaryota; Fungi; Ascomycota; Eurotiomycetes; Onygenales; Ajellomycetaceae. Bases 1 to 723 code for a protein of 240 amino acids.
AUGCAUCAGGCCCUGACCAGAGUACAAGGUCUGAAAGGAUUUGGCCGACCUCCCCUCCGUGGCGCCGUGACAGACCCUACAAGAACAACCCAGGGUACUGUAACAAAGCCAGCUAAUCGGAGGGUUCCUUCGCGCAUCACGUUAUGGGACACCUUCAUUGACGAGCAGAUGAUGGUGUGGGAGAGACUCAAUGGUAAUCCGUCAUUUUUGACUGAAAAACUGUUUCCGUCGAAACAUCAGCUUGAGUAUGUCCGCCAGCUCAUCACCCCGAAUGUUAUCGGUCAGGACUCCGAUGAUGUUGAAUUCUGCUGUAGAAGGCUCGUUGUUGUUGUCACAACUCAGCUCUGCUCUUACAUGGUUCACAAAGGCGUGUGUUAUAGCUACAUAUGCACUGGAGAAGCCUUUAUCUUCAUUCACAUCCUGGAUGAUUCAUCUUCAGUUCAAUGUGCGCUUUGCAGACCAGAACUGAAUGUCAAGGUGACUGGUGAGAAUGAGCUACAGUUGACAGCUGCCACACAGGUUCUGGUGUUCACAAUCCAAGCAUUGAUCUCGCCAGCAGUACCCCAGGAGUGGCAUGAUGCUGCUGCAAGGUUUGAUGUUUGGCCAGUGAAGUAUUCUGAAAUACUAGAGCAGACUCCACCCGCUGCUCACUCAAAACAUGCAUCCCCCCUGUACUGUGGCAGACAACUCUGUAACCUUCCUCCCUUCGGGAUGAUGCUGUGA